Molecule: messenger RNA, 1320 nt
Organism: Penicillium oxalicum
Lineage: Eukaryota; Fungi; Ascomycota; Eurotiomycetes; Eurotiales; Aspergillaceae
Product: fumarylacetoacetate hydrolase family protein
Exons: 2
Coding region: 1-1320 (439 amino acids)
Biological process (GO): homogentisate catabolic process; L-tyrosine catabolic process; L-phenylalanine catabolic process
Molecular function (GO): fumarylacetoacetase activity
Source: RefSeq, a predicted model, not a curated record
AUGAGCUCAGUCGAUUAUCAAAGUCAUUUCUCUCUCGCCAACAUCCCGUUUGGAGUAGCUUCAUCCGAGAGUCACCCAAUGCCGCAAUGUGUGACGCGGUUGGAGAAUAAGGUCAUCUUUCUCGCCGACUUGCAGCGCGCCGGCAUCUUUGCCGGUGUCGCAGGUCUCUCGGAUUCUGUUUUUGAAGAGUCAACCCUCAACGAGUACGCAGCGUUACCAAAGUCCACCCAGCGCGAAGUACGCAAGGUGCUACAAGAAACACUGGCCAAACCCCUACCAACGGGUUUCUCCGAAAAGUUGGGCGCAGUGACACUUCAUAUGCCGGUUCAAGUGGGUGGAUUCACAGAUUUCUCUUGUAGUCUGCACCACGUUCGAAAUGCAGGCCGUGCUAUCCUCAAUGACGAAACUCCUCCACCAGGCUUCUUCAAUUUCCCAAUCGGAUACAAUGGACGAGCCAGCACAGUGUUCACUUCCGGGACUCCGGUGGUCCGGCCGAAGGGACACUUCUAUGACCGUUCUGCUCCCGGCGAAAAGAAGCCUAUCAUUUACGGCCCAUCUCAGGCCUUGGACUACGAGUUGGAAAUAGGCGUCAUUGUUGGCAAGGGAGUCCCUCGCCUACAAGGCUUGAAUGCGAAAGACGCAGACGAGAAUAUUUUCGGAUUUGUCAUCCUGAAUGACUGGAGCGGUAAGGAGCCCUGGUCAAAAAUUUCCCUGAACAGCCCCGGGGGAGGCUGGAGUGGUACAAAGGCUGACAUUGAUUUGUUACUUUCGGGUUGUAUAGCGCGCGACAUUCAAGGAUGUGAGAUGGUUCCAUUGGGACCGCUCAAUGGCAAGUCAUUCGGUAGCAGUAUUUCACCGUGGAUCGUAACGCUCGAUGCCCUGGAACCGUUCAGAGUUCCCGGUCCAAAGCCAGAGCGCGUGCUCGCAAGCCACCUGGAAGAUGCCGACGUAUCUAGUUAUGCCAUUGAUUUGAAAGUGGAGAUCAUUGCGGCUAACCACACGACCAAGAUCAGUGAGUCCAACACGCAAGACCUGCACUGGAGCGGUCGCCAAAUGGCCGCCCACCUGGCAAGUAUUGGGGCCGACCUCCAAACGGGAGACAUCAUUGGAACGGGCACGGUCAGUGGUCCCGUCGAUGGUAGCUACGGCUGUCUCCUCGAGAUCACCAAGGCUGGCAAAGAACCGAUCACCCUGGCCGAUGGGUCAAAGAGGCACUUUUUGCUUGACGGGGAUGUCGUUCGCAUGACCGCCGUGGCUGGUGACCCCGGGUCCGGUGUAGGUUUCGGAGAGUGCGUCGGUGAAGUGAAGCCCGCCAUUUAA